GAGUUGAACUAUUCUUGUAACAUACAUGUACAUUAUUUUGUAUAGUAAUGGGUUUAUUUAGAUGCGAUGUUCGGCACACUUCGCUUUGCAUUGAUAAUCCUGGCUGGGAUUAUAUCUUGUAGAAUUCCAUAUAUACUCGAUAAAGUUGAAUGUGUAGUUGGUUCUGAGUCCCGAACACCAACAGAAUCUGUUGAACCUCUGAAAUCAGAUUCCUCGACUACCGAGGCUGGCAGUGAUCAGACUGAUAGGAUAAUCACAUUGGAGGAACUGGAAAAACAUAACACAGAAGAUGAUUGCUGGAUUGGUCUAGAAGGUGUAGUCUAUGAUGUUUCUGGUUAUGCUGAGAACCACCCUGGAGGUAAGCAGGAGAUGUUAAGAAAAGCUGGGACUAAUGUAACCGGGUUCUUUGGUUCCAUGCACCAAGGAAAGGAAUUUGAUGAAGAGAUUAAAAAAGUUAAAAAGAUUGGUGUUUUGGAUCUGCCUGCUGAAACCGAUAAAAAAAAGUGGUAUAGUUCUCUUUGUUGUUGCUGAAGAUUUUGACUUCAGAAGUGCUAUACUCACAACCAUUGAUGCUUUCAAAAAAUGCAGAGAACACUUUGAAGGACACCUGUCAGGAUCUGUUGUAGAGGCAGGUCAUGUCCGACUUUUGUUAGAGUCAGUUUAUUUCUUAUCUCACUUUUUGGCACCUCUUGUUCCUUUGUCUUGUGAAAAGGUAUUUUCACAAUUGGAUGCAGAGCAGAAGACUGUUAAAACACUGUCUCACAGUUUUAAUAAUUUAGUAG
Messenger RNA from Theileria equi strain WA, 782 nucleotides. Its product is annotated as Cytochrome b5-like Heme/Steroid binding domain containing protein. The coding region runs from base 67 to 531 and encodes 154 amino acids. The record is from RefSeq and is a predicted model, not a curated record. The transcript has a single exon. Lineage: Eukaryota; Apicomplexa; Aconoidasida; Piroplasmida; Theileriidae.